AUGUUCUCCGAGAUGGAUUAUCGAACGCGCUUCUUCCUUGGCCUCCUGGAGAGCCUCUUUCCUCCGUUCAUCACUACGUACAUCUCGCUUUCUGUCGCUCGUCACGCUCGCUUCGACGCCCUUGCUGUUGUUAUAUACGUCCUCUCACCAUGCGUUUGGAUCUCUUUGAAGGCAUGGUAUACGACCUGGACGAACGACCGACGUGCCAGGCAACUCGGUGCGAGGAUCAUUCCUCGCGCUCGCGGAAAGUGGCCAGGGAACAUCGAUAUCAUGUUCAGGUUCGCUAGGGACUUGCGCCACGGGUAUGUUCUGGAGUCCAUGGGGAACUUGCUCGACGAGUAUGGAUGUGAUACGCUCAACACCCGCAUCCUAUGGAAGGAUAACUUCUUGACUCGUGAUAACCUGCAUAUGCAGGCGAUGCACUCGACUAACUUUGAUCUCUUUGAGAGAGGUCCUGAGCAGUUUCAUACAAUGGGUACAUUCCUGGGUCGCGGAAUCUUCGUGACGGAUGGACUGCCCUGGAAGAAGAAUAGAGCACUCAUUCGGCCGUUCUUGAGCCGAGAGCGCGUCUCAGACUUUGAGAUCCUUGCGAAACACGCCGAAAAGACGCUUGCCAUCCUCGCAGACGCUGCCGAGAGUCAGCAGCCAAUCGAUCUCCAAGACCUAUUCCUGCGUUUCACUCUCGACGCCGGCGCGGAAUUCAUUCUGGGCUUCUACCCGGACUCGCUCUCAGGCCCGCGGCCGGUUCCGUACAAGGCGCGUAUCGGCGCGAAGGGUUCGACCAUUGACGACGAGUUUGGCACGUUCGCGCAGGCGUUUGAGGAGGUGCAGGUUACGAUCUCCAUGCGCUGGAGGCUGAACGCCUUCUGGCCGCUGUAUGAGCUCUUCGGAGAUCGCACCCUUCCGAGCGUCAACACCAUCAUGAUGUGGGUGAAACCCAUCGUUACGAAGGCGCUCGAAGGCAAGAAGCGCGCUGACGAGCAAGGCGCCACGCUCAAUCGCGAGGAGAGGACGUUGUUGGACAGUCUCGUGGAAAGUACCGACGAUGAAGAGACUGUUCGCUACGGAUUGCUCAAUGUCAUGAUGGCGGCUCGCGACACGACUGCAGGUCUACUCACCUACACAAUGUACUUCCUGACCCAACACCCAAACGUCACGAAGCGACUUUUGGAUGAGGUGAUCGCGGUGUGUGGACCCUUUGGGAAUCCUACGCAGGCGACCAUCCGCAAGCUGACUUACAUGACUGCUGUGCUCAAUGAGACGCUGCGCUUGUACCCCGGCGCGCCUCUCGGGAUCCGCCACUCGAUCAAGGAGGUCCUCCUCCCGUCGUCUGAUGGUGGUCCACCUCUGUACUUACCCGCGAAAUCGCGGAUGACCUGGAUGACCCUCCACCUCCACCGUCGCAAGGAUCUAUGGGGCGAAGAUAGUGAAACCUUUGAUCCAGAGCGGUGGUUAGACCCAAAGAGAAUCGCUCACUACCAGCAGGAUCCGUCGGUCUUCGUCCCCUUCCUCUCUGGACCGAGGAUGUGUCCUGGACAAGCGUUCGCGCUGACCGAAGCGUCCUUCAUGCUCUGCAAGCUUCUCCAGCGGUUCUCCAAAUUUGAGCUCGUGCCCGAGGCCAUUCCGAGAGGAGCGGAACCACCUGAAGCCUGGAAGGCGGGCAAGGGACGCAAGGCGUUUGAGAAGAUCUGGCCCGGUACGGCCUUCACGAUCUACGUUAAGGGCGGGAUGUGGGCUCGCUUGGGACGAUAG
This is a messenger RNA of Sparassis crispa, 1752 nucleotides long. RefSeq names its product Cytochrome P450 52A13. The coding region runs from base 1 to 1752 and encodes 583 amino acids. Lineage: Eukaryota; Fungi; Basidiomycota; Agaricomycetes; Polyporales; Sparassidaceae. Gene Ontology annotation, molecular function: oxidoreductase activity, acting on paired donors, with incorporation or reduction of molecular oxygen; heme binding; iron ion binding. The transcript has 10 exons. The record is from RefSeq and is a predicted model, not a curated record.